Sphaeroforma arctica JP610 is the source of this 914-nucleotide messenger RNA. RefSeq lists its product as hypothetical. The record is from RefSeq and is a predicted model, not a curated record. Lineage: Eukaryota; Ichthyosporea; Ichthyophonida. The transcript is spliced from 4 exons. The coding region runs from base 1 to 639 and encodes 212 amino acids. Gene Ontology annotation, biological process: proteolysis. Gene Ontology annotation, molecular function: cysteine-type peptidase activity; deNEDDylase activity.
AUGAAGGCAGUCCAAUAUGGUGACACGGUGGUCUACGUCGAGGAUUUGAAGAGUCUGGGAAAACAUCAAUGGCUAGGUGAUCGCGUGAUCAGCUUUUACUUCGAAUUCCUACAGAAUGAGGUCUACCCUGAGUACCCAGCCAUAUGCUUUGUGAGUCCAGUGGUAGUUCAACUGAUUGGCUCACUCACAGUACCAACUGAGGUAGAGCAGUUCGUUAGCGCAAUGUGUUUAGACGAGCGUGAUCUAAUACUAUUACCGCUCAACAACAAUAUCGACUACAGCAUGGCCGCCGGUGGUAGCCAUUGGAGUUUGUUGGUAUUUGACAGACGCGAGCAUGUCUUCACUCACUAUGAUUCCAUGCGCCACAACAAUUGGAAACCAGCAGUUGAUUUAGUCAACAAGCUUCAUCCAUCUCUGGACAGAUACGCUGAGAUCAUCAAGGCAACAUGUCCCCAACAAAGAAAUGGUUCUGAUUGUGGGAUGUAUGCAAUGGUAUUUGCCGCCGAAGUCGCGCAAGCUUUCGCAGACAACCGUAAACCUGAUUUAGAUUGUGCUACACCUUCCUUUGUUGACGCAAAACGCAAGAAUCUGUACGAUCUGAUUAUACAAAUAGGGAAACCAUGCGAUAAUAUCAGGUAGGGAUUCGUCUGUUUGGAUGGAUACCGCUGUGAGAUGAUCUGCCUAGUCUAUGUUCCUAUGUUGUAUCUACUCCGAAUGCUCAGAAUGUGUAGAGGCGGAUAUCAAUGUGAGAGCCAAUAUAAACGUUCGUUAGAAAACCAGACUGCGGAUACAAUCACUCUUUGUCGAAGCAUAUGUAGCAGGAUACACAAUAGUAAGCCACGAGCUUCGACUUUGAAAUUAUUUGAAUGCUCACCUUGCUUUUUGAUAGACUUACCGUGCUCAUCUAAAUAAAG